UAAUACAAGAUUAACAAAAUCCCCUUUCCGAUGAAAUCUUAUUUAUUAUUAACUUUCAAAUCCCGUUUCCGAUGAAAUCUCAUUUCUUAUUAAUAAGGCACACAAUUUUGGACAACACAGCUGUGGCCAUUAUUGGGAACGUUUAGGAAAAUGGGGAAGUUGCAGGAUUGCCCUUUCCAUCUAGGGAAAAUUGCCCAGCAGAAAGUUGUAAAUGAAGAUGGGCUCCUGUUUCCGAUGGUUCUGUUGCCCCAAGAUGUGAGUGAUGAGGGUAACACCUUACAAUCCUUUCUCCACACAAUUGAAAGCAACAGAGAGUGGAUCGACGAUCAUCUGAAGAAGGUGGGAGCGUUGCUUUUCAGAGGAUUUCCUCUCAAAUCUGCAUCAGAUUUCAACGCCGUUAUGGAAGCUUUUGGGUGGGAUGAAAUGGCAUAUUUGGGAGCAGCUUCAAGAAUAAGGGUUGAGGGAAGGGUUUUUACCGCAAAUGAAGCUCCUCUCCAUCAACCCAUCAAAUUUCACCAUGAGAUGGCUUUGUUUGAAGACUUCCCAACCAAAUUAGCUUUUUAUUGUGAGAUUGCUCCUCCAGAUGGAGGGCAGACUGCAAUUUUGUUAAGUCAUAAGAUUACUGAAAGAAUGGAAGAGAAAUACCCUGAAUUUGUUACCAAACUCGAAAAAGAAGGGUUGAUUUAUUCUGCCAUUUUUCCUGCGGACGACGAUCCUAAUGAUUUCUUGAUAGGAUGGCAGACCUUGUACAAAACCAAGGAUAAGGAAGAAGCACAAAGAAAGGCUUUAGAUGGUGGAUUGAAAAUAUCGAAGUUGACUUGGGAUGGGAACAAAAUGACCUUUCAGAUAGAAGCCAGUGAUUCUAUGAGAAUUGUAGAUGGGGAUAAGAAAGCUUGGUUCAAUCUUUUAACAUUUAAUGAUCUAAAGAAUGCUCCUAUACUAGGAGAUGGAUCUGUAAUUCCCAAAGAGGUCAUUGAAUCAUGCCUCCAAAUUGCUGAAGAGGAGGCCAUUGAAGUGAAAUGGGAAGUUGCUGAUGUGGUUGUCUUAGACAACAGGUUUGUAAUGCAUGCAAGAAGGCCUUCAAAACCACCAAGAAGAAUACUUGCUGCCUUUUGCAAGUAAUAGACAUAUUGAUGUUUACUAAAACUAGACUAUAUUUAUGUUGCUUAUGUUGUUAUACAUGGAAAACUAUAAAUUAGAAAUUACU
Molecule: messenger RNA, 1207 nt
Organism: Cryptomeria japonica (Japanese cedar)
Lineage: Eukaryota; Viridiplantae; Streptophyta; Pinopsida; Cupressales; Cupressaceae
Product: clavaminate synthase-like protein At3g21360
Exons: 3
Coding region: 151-1122 (323 amino acids)
Molecular function (GO): oxidoreductase activity
Source: RefSeq, a predicted model, not a curated record